AUGGGAGGAGAACCAACCAGCUUUUUAUUUGGUUACGUAGUGGUCCGUGGCGAGUUAGUGGUCGGUGGUGGUGUAGUGGUUGGUGGCCGCGUAGUGGUCGGUAGCGGCGUAGUGGUCGGUGGCGGUGUAGUGGUCGGUGAUGACGUAGUGGUUGGUCGUGACGUAGUUGUCGGUGGCGACGUAGUGGUCGGUGGCGGCGUAGUGCUCGGUGGUGACGUAGUGGUCGGUGGCGACGUAGUGGUUGGUGGCAGCGUCGUGGUCGGUGGUGACGUAGUGGUUGGUGAUGACGUAGUGGUCAGUGGCGGCGUAGUGGUUGGUGGUGACGUAGUGGUCGGUGGCGGCGUAGUGUUCGGUGGCGGCGUAGUGGUCGGUGGUGACAUAGUGGUCGGUGGUGACGUAGUGGUCGGUGGCGACGUCGUGGUUGAUGGCAGCGUCGUGGUCGUUGGUGACGUAGUGGUUGGUGGCAGCGUCGUGGUCGGUGGUGACGUAGUGGUUGGUGGCGACGUAGUGGUCGGUGGCGGCGUAGUGGUCGGUGGCGACGUAGUGGUUGGUGGUGACGUAGUGAUUGGUGGUGGCGUAGUGAAUAAAAGCGGGACGUGUCAGUUAAGGAAGGGCACUUGUGGGUAA
Pecten maximus is the source of this 627-nucleotide messenger RNA. RefSeq names its product UDP-3-O-(3-hydroxymyristoyl)glucosamine N-acyltransferase-like. Gene Ontology annotation, molecular function: transferase activity. The transcript has 2 exons. NCBI's taxonomy places the organism in Eukaryota, Metazoa, Mollusca, Bivalvia, Pectinida, Pectinidae. The record is from RefSeq and is a predicted model, not a curated record. Bases 1 to 627 code for a protein of 208 amino acids.